This is a messenger RNA of Rhincodon typus (whale shark), 8472 nucleotides long. RefSeq names its product myosin XVIIIA b (gene myo18ab). Gene Ontology annotation, molecular function: cytoskeletal motor activity; protein binding; ATP binding. The coding region runs from base 233 to 6544 and encodes 2103 amino acids. Gene Ontology annotation, cellular component: myosin complex. The record is from RefSeq and is a predicted model, not a curated record. Lineage: Eukaryota; Metazoa; Chordata; Chondrichthyes; Orectolobiformes; Rhincodontidae. The transcript has 44 exons.
GUAGAGCGAGAGGGAGGCUCGUGCUGUAAACGGCUGCAGAGCGGUGGCGGCGACGGCGACGAUACCCGCAAAUAAUGCACGCUCCUGCUGUCUUCGACAAAGAUUACAUUUGGUCAUACCAGUUUAAGAAGAAAAGUGACUUGUCUGUGAUUGCAGCUGGACCAUUAAAAGAUUCUACCUUUACUUAUUUUUUAAUUUGUUAAUUAUUUGCACACAAUAUUAAACAUUAAAAAUGUUUAACUUAAUCAAAAAAGACAAAGAUAAGAAGGAAAGAAAAGAAAAGAAGGAAAAACGGGAAAAAAUGUCUAUAGCAGAAUUGAAAAGCCUUGAGGAAGUUGGUCUUCGUCGAGGACUCUUUAAUUUGAAUCGUUCUUCGAAGCGGGAAUCAAAGUCUAAACUGGAAAUUUCAGCUCCUAUUCCAAUAAAAGUAGCUAGUAGUUCAGAUCUCAAUCUUACAGAUAUUGAUUCAGACACUGUUAGUAAUAGAGGAAGCAUGAUUUUUGAUUCUGAGCAGUUGAGUACCGCCAGUUCCAGUGAUGACCUCAAAAUUGAUGAAAGUAGUUUGAAGGGAUCCGUACUUCAGAGAGCAGCUUUGUUUGGUUCUCUUGCCAAACAGAAUUCAGUCCAAUUAGUAAAGAGGUUCUCUUUUUCACAAAAGAGUCGAGAAGAGAUAUCCGAAGUGUCAACUCCAUCAGAAAAUUCUGCAACUCCUUCACCACAAGUUGAAAUGAGAAAUGAAGGUUUACUACUGGAGUACUUAGAGGAAAUGCCAAAAAAUACAUCAGAUACAUUGUCAAUGGCAAGUCCUAAUUCUCUGAUUCCGGAAAUUGUGAAUAAAAGUUUUGCUGCUGAUUUACGUCUUCCUCCGGUGGUACCGCCUUUACCUACAGAACCUAGAGAGCUUGUAUUGCAGAGAAGAAAUACAGGAGACUUUGGAUUCUCUUUGCGAAGAACAACUAUGCUGGACAGAGGACCUGAUGGGCAAGUGUACCGUCGAACGGUUCAUUUUGCAGAACCUGGAGCUGGUACCAAAGAUCUGGCAUUGGGUCUGAUGCCAGGAGAUAGACUGGUGGAAAUUAACAGUAAGAAUGUUGAAAAUAGAUCACGUGAUGAAAUAGUUGAGAUGAUUCGUCAAUCUGGAGAUACUGUGAGAUUAAAAGUGCAGCCAAUCCUGGAGUUGAAUGAGCUCAGCCGAUCUUGGUUGAGAAACCAUAAAGGAAUUCGCAGAGAUACUUUUGAUCUGGAACCUGCGAUCCCACCUACCCAGAGCCUAGUUCCCUCUCAAGAUUCCUCCACUCGCUCCAACGAUCUCGCACAGGCAGGUGUCUGGGCUGGUGUCUGUGCCCGUGUGUCAUGCUGGACUAAUCAGGUGGAAGAGGUGUCAACAACUGUGCUUCAGUCUUCAGCAUCUGCUUCUUCUCAGCCCCAGUUGAAGACUGAGGAGCAGAUUGCUACAGAACAAGCAUGGUAUGAAGCAGACAAGGUGUGGCUGGUUCACAAAGAUGGAUUUUCUUUAGCUGCCUAUUUAAAGACUGAUGGUGGCACGUCCAACCUUCCAGAAGGUAAAGUGAGGAUAGUACUGGAUCAUGAUAGAACAAUACUUGAUGCAGAUGAAGAUGAUGUGGAAAAGGCAAAUCCACCAACCUAUGACCGAGUGGAGGAUCUUGCAUCUUUGUUGUACCUUAAUGAAUCAAGUGUUCUGCAUACAAUACGCCAACGUUAUGGGGGUAACCUAAUCCACACUUAUGCGGGAUCAAAUUUGAUAGUGGUGAAUCCCCUCAGCUCUCCUUCAAUGUAUUCUGAGAAGGUUAUGCACAUGUUUAAAGGAUGUCGUAGAGAAGAUACCUCUCCACAUGUAUAUGCUAUCGCACAAGCUGCCUACCGAAAUUUGCUGACUACAAGGCAGGACCAAUCCAUUGUUCUGUUGGGCAGAAGUGGCAGUGGUAAAACUACAAAUAGCCAGCAUCUUGUUCACUAUCUGGUUACAAUUGCUGGGAGCACAGGAAAAGUUGUGACUGUGGAGAAAUGGCAGGCUGUGUAUUCUGUUUUGGAAGCCUUUGGUAAUAGCACUACAAGUAUGAAUAGCAAUGCCACACGUUUCUCACAGAUCAUCUCACUUGACUUUGAUCAGGCUGGUCAGGUGGCUUCAGCUUCUAUACAGACUAUGCUUUUGGAGAAACUCAGGGUAUCUAAGCGUCCAGAGAAUGAAGGUGCAUUCAAUGUGUUCUACUACCUGAUGGCUGGUGCUGACAGUGCUCUCAGAACUGAGCUUCAUCUGAAUCACUUCGCAGAAAACAGUGCUUUUGGAAUUAUACCUUUAUCGAAGCCCGAAGAGAAGCAAAAGGCAGCUCAACAAUUUAAUAAACUUCAAGCUGCUAUGAAAGUGCUUGGUAUUUCAGUUGAUGAACAGAAAGCUUUUUGGCAUAUCUUGGGUGCCAUCUACCACUUGGGGGCAGCAGGAGCCACUAAAGAUGGUGAUGAAGCUGGGAGAAGACAGUUUGCCAGACAUGAAUGGGGUCAGAAAGCAGCCUAUCUACUGGGUUGCAACUUGGAAGAAUUGUCCUCUGCACUCUUUAAGCACCAGUCAAAAGGUGCACUUCAGAGAUCAACUUCCUUCCGUCAAGGGCCAGAUGAAUGUGGACAAGGCGAUGGGUCAGGCCCCAAGAUAACAGCAAUGGAAUGUCUGGAAGGAAUGGCAUCCAGUUUAUAUGGCGAGCUGUUUACGCUGUUAAUCUCACUUAUUAAUAGGGCGCUUAAAUCCACCCAGAAUUCACUUUGUUCAAUAAUGAUAGUGGACUCCCCUGGAUUUCAGAAUCCAAGGAACACAUCACAAGACAGGGCUGCAACUUAUGAAGAGCUCUGCCAUAAUUAUGCCCAGGAGCGUUUGCAGAUGCUGUUCUAUGAGCGAACGUUUUUGAAAGAACUUGAUCGAUACAAAGAGGAAAACAUAGAGCUUGAAUUAGAUGAUGUAGAAUCCAGUUCUUCUAUUUCUGUAGCUGCCAUAGAUCAAACCUCGCACCAGGCACUGGUUCGAACUUUGGCUAGAACUGAUGAAGCAAGAGGGUUGCUUUGGCUACUGGAUGAGGAAGCCCUACAACCCGAUGGAAAUGAAGACACGCUUUUAGAACGGCUGUUUACUUACUAUGGCCAACAAGAUGGUGAUAAGAAUGGCCAGAGUCCCUUGCUAAAAAGCAACAAAGCUCAUCAUUUCAUCCUGGGACAUUAUUACAAUACUAAUUGGGUGGAGUAUGACACAACUGGCUGGUUGAAUCAUGCAAAACAGAACCCUGCAUCCCAAAAUGCUGCUUUCCUAUUACAGGAUUCACAGAAGAAGAUCAUUAGCAAUCUAUUUAUGGGCAGAGCUGGAACAGUCACGGUAUUAUCUGGUUCAAUUGCUGGCCUAGAGGGAGGAUCCCAGCUUACCUUAAGAAGAGCCACAAGCAUGAGAAAGACCUUCACCACUGGUGUAGCUGCUGUGAAGAAGAAAUCAUCUUGCAUUCAGAUCAAACUUCAAGUGGAUGCUCUUAUUGACACAAUCAAAAAGUCUAAGAUUCAUUUCAUUCAUUGUUUACUGCCAAAAACUGAUGUCUUUACUGAAACAAAGGUAUCUCCAACUCCAUCUUUCAAAUCUGGAAUCAUAGAACCUGAUACCCAAGCAGAAAACUUUGAAGCAGGUUUGAUGCAGCUGGAUGUGCCACUACUUCGAGCCCAGAUUAGGGGAUGCAAACUUCUUGAUGCCCUUAGAAUAUAUAGACAAGGUUAUCCAGAUCAUAUGGUGUUUUCUGAGUUUAGGCGACGUUUUGAUGUUCUUGCACCACAUCUAACAAAAAAAUAUGGACGUAACUACAUUGUUAAAGAUGAAAAACGGGCAGUGGAAGAACUUCUGGAGUCCUUGGAUUUGGAGAAGAGCAGUUACCACAUAGGACUUAGUCGGGUGUUUUUCAGAGCAGGAACUCUGGUUAAAUUGGAAGAACAAAGGGAUGAACAGACUAGAAGGAAUAUCACACUGUUCCAGGCAGCUUGCAGAGGAUACCUUGCAAGACAAUAUUUCAAGAAGAGAAAGGUUCAAGAACUAGCUAUUCGUUGUGUCCAGAAAAACAUUAAAAAGAACAAAGGAGUCAAGAACUGGCCGUGGUGGAAACUAUUCACUACUGUCCGGCCAUUAAUUGAGGUUCAGUUAACAGAAGAGCAAUUACGGGGCAAAGAUGAGGAAAUUCAACAGCUACGGAGCAAAAUAGAACGAGUUGAAAAGGAGCGUAACGAGCUACGGCUAACCAGUGAUCGCUUAGAAAGCAGGCUGGGAGACCUGACAUCAGAAUUAACAGAUGAGAGAAAUACUGGUGAAUCAGCAACUCAACUUCUAGAGACAGAAACUGCAGAAAGGCUACGAUUAGAGAAGGAAAUGAAGGAGUUGCAGGCCAAAUAUGAUGGAAUGAAGAAGGAGAUGGAGUCAAUGGAAAUGGAAGUAAUGGAAGCUCGGCUUAUCAAAGCAGCAGAACUAAAUGGAGAUUUGGAUGAUGAUGACUCUGGUGGAGAAUGGAGACUGAAAUACGAGCGUGCAACAAGAGAGAUAGAUUUCACCAAAAAGCGAAUGCGUCAAGAAUUUGAUGAUAAACUAGAGGUUGAAUUACAGAAUAAAAGGCAACUGGAGAGAAAAGUUGCAGAUUUACAAGCCGACAAUGAAGAAAUGCAACGCAGUGUUCAGCAGUUGAAGAAAAAAUCUCAGCGUCUAACAGCAGAAUUGCAAGACACCAAGCUGCACCUUGAAGGACAACAAGGCCGUAAUCAUGAAUUGGAGAAGAAACAGAGAAAAUUUGACAGUGAGUUGUCACAGGCACAGGAUGAAGCUCAGAGAGAGAAGAUCCAUAAGGAGAAACUAAGCAGAGAAAGAGAUGGAUUUAUAGCAGAGAUAUUCAGCUUAAAACAACAACUGGAUGACAAGGAAUCUGAAAUCAUCACCAUCACUCAAAAGGCAGAGCGUCUGGAUGCAGAACUGCAGGAUCUCUCCUCUCAAGAAUCUAAAGACGAAGCUUCACUAGCAAAAGUGAAGAAGCAGGUGCGUGAAUUAGAGGCCAAAGUCAAGGACCAGGAAGAGGAGUUAGAUGAACAAGCUGGGACUAUUCAGGUGCUUGAGCAGGCCAAGCUUCGAUUGGAAAUGGAAAUGGAAAGGCACAGACAAACUCAAGUCAAGGAGAUUGAAAGUAAAGAGGAGGAGGUGGAAGAAAUUAGACAGUCUUGUCAGAAAAAGUUAAAACAAUUUGAGCUGCAGUUGGAAGAAGAAUAUGAUGAGAAACAGAAAAUUCUGAGAGAGAAGAGAGAUCUGGAGAACAAACUGUCUACAGUCAGUGAGCAGGUUAGUGAACGAGAUUUUGAAACUGAAAAGAGACUGCGUAAGGAUCUUCGACGGACAAAAGCCCUUCUAGCUGAUGCACAAAUAAUGCUGGAUCACUUCAAGAAUAAUGCACCCAGCAAACGGGAAAUCGCACAGUUGAAAAACCAGCUUGAAGAGUCAGAGUUCACUUGUGCUAUAGCUGUCAAAGCUCGAAAAGCCAUGGAAGUUGAAAUGGAAGAUCUGCACCUUCAGAUUGAAGAUACCUCUAAAGCCAAAGUUUCAUUGGAAGAGCAGCUAAGUCGUUUACAACGUGAGAAAAAUGAGGUACAGAGCCGUCUUGAGGAGGAUCAGGAGGAUAUGAAUGAACUCAUGAAGAAGCACAAAGCUAUAGUUUCGCAGUCAUCUAGGGACUUAGCCCAAAUCAAUGAACUGCAGUCACAACUUGAAGAAACAAAUAAAGAGAAACAAGAACUACAAGAAAAGUUACAAGGACUUCAGAGUCAGCUGGAGUUCACAGAACAGUCCAUGGUAGAUAAAUCCCUGGUGAGCAGACAAGAAGCCAAGAUUCGUGAACUUGAAACUAAACUGGAAUUUGAGAAGACUCAGGUCAAACGUCUUGAGACCCUAGUUAGUCGUCUCAAGGAAAACCUGGAAAAGCUGGGAGAAGAAAGAGAUCAGAGGGCAGCUGCUGAAAAUCGGGAAAAGGAGCAAAAUAAGCGAUUGCAACGGCAGCACAGGGAUAUAAAGGAGGAACUGGGAGAACUUAGCAAGAAGGAAGCUGAAGCCAGUCGGAAAAAACAUGAGCUGGAAAUGGAUAUUGAAAGCCUUGAAGCUGCAAAUCAGAGCCUACAGUCUGACCUUAAACUUGCUUUUAAAAGAAUUGGAGAUUUGCAAGCAGCAAUUGAAGAUGAAAUGGAAAGUGAUGAAAACGAAGAUCUUAUCAACAGUUUGCAAGAUAUGGUGGCAAAGUAUCAGAGAAGAAAGAAUAAAAUUGAGGGUGAGUCAGACACGGAUUCUGAAGUUGAUGAACGUGUUGAUGAUGUCAAAUCCUGGCUAUCAAAGAACAAGGGCUCAGCCAAAACCUAUUCCGAUGAUGGAAACCUAAAAAGUUCAAGCCCCCCAUUGUAUCGUCGACACAUCUCUGUCAUGAACUCUGACGAUGAGAUGGACAAUAUUGAAGAUACCCUGAAGUCCAGGUUGUCAACCACGUGACUGCUAAACAAUAGUGACAGUGACACCAAAAUUGUGGAAUCAAAUGCAUAGCUAAAAAUGUUGUUGUUGUUGUCCACAGGUUCAUACUAACCAAAACAGCUCAGCACAUGAUAUUUGAAUUUCUUGGGACAUUACUGCGGUGAUGUUGGGUUGGGUGAGACAAUAAAAUUGGAAGUGGGAUGAAUGAAAUACGAGAUCUGUUGAUGCUCUAUCAUCUUGGUAAUAGUCUCGCAUGAUAUUGAUAGGUUGUAUUAAUUUGAAAUUUAAAUUCACUACAAAGUUUACUAUGAUUGGUAUUUCAUACAAGUGUGGAAUCUCCUGUUUUCGUCUGCAUAAUUUGGAAGCCUGUAAUAUAUAGAGGUUCGUUUUUUUCUUGCUUUGUUUUCUAUUGCUAUGGCUGAUCUUUCUUAUCGGUACUGCUUUCGAAAUCUAAUUCAAACUUGACAUCUCCGGUUGCAGUCUAAAGCUACCACUGAAUUUUUCAUGCAAUUAUUUUUACCUGAGCCAAAGAUUAGUUUUUUAUUUAUCUACCCUAGACUGGAAAAUUGACACAGAUAAGAGCAAAAUAACAGAACUCUUUGGCUUCAAACUUUUUCUCAAAUGAUGUAUGUGUGCAUAUGUUAAUACUUUUUUGAAAAUAAACAAAUUUGGUGUUGAUAGUUCACUAAAGCCUGCACUCUUACACAAUCUGUUUAUCUUGUAUCUUGAAGCUCAAAAUAUAAAGUUUAAUAUCAUAUCCUCUGCAUCACACACCAAAAAUAAUAGUUUAAAAAAAACAGUUGUAUAUGUAAUCUUCUGUAGUCAAGAUUUAUAAUCUAAAGGGACAAAGUAAUUAGGAAAGGAGGGUAUUGGGAAAAGCUGACCCUUUAGAAACUAACUAUUGUGUUCUUUUAAUAUAUAGACUUUCUAUUUAUGUUUUGUUAUCUCUUCACCAUUAUGCUUGGUUAUUCAAUGGCAAAAGUGAUACAGUUCUUAAUGUCAAAGAACCUGCUGCCAUUUAAUCUUGAUUAAAUCAAAAUUCAAAUUGGAACCAAUAAAUUGGAUUAGUUUCCCUCCACAUGAUAACAAUGCGGAAAUAGUUUAGGAAGUUGCAAUGUCUGUAAAGUCAAAUGGCUGUGGUUCUUAAAUACCUAAAACAUUUUCUGUCUUUAAAUGUUGGCAGAUCACUCCUUCACAAUGGUUGCUUUUGAUUUUGGAUAUUUUAUUAAAAAUCAGUUCAUGUAGUAUUACUGUUUAUCGUUCAAAAUUAGUGACCAUUGAAAUCAAGGCUGGAACUUCAAAAUAAAGUAAUUUAAAAAUCCUUGUAUACACUCUCAUUUUUCAUCAGAUUGCAUGGAUCAUUUAAGUGACUCCUUGGAAUAUUAAGAUAUUUCUUUAUAAAGUAAUUACAGAUACUAUUCUGAUAGUUCUCCUUGAAUGCUCAUUGACUUGUUCUGCCAUUAGUGUUUGGAAUGAAGUUUAAAUGAAGACCUACUUUCCAGUAUAUAACUGUGCACUUUUCAAGAAUGCAGACUAUGUACAUUUUACUCAGUACAGAUAAUAGCAAACAGAUUGCAGUGCUGGAAGGUUUAUUAAUAUUUGUAUUAUGUUAUUAAAAUGGUACAAUUUUAUUCAGUUAGUCAUAACAUAGCACUGAUGUAUAAAGUUCUGCAGUUAAUUGGCAAAUUGGAUUAUUGUGAUAUCAGAAGUUCUGUCGUGUAGUUUCAAAGAUUUCUAAUAGUGUAAUGGAAACAGCUUUAACAGAUGAGUAAAUGUGUAAGAUGAGGAUGGAUUGAAAUUGCUUUGAAAGAUUGCAAACUUGAAAAAGACCAUAUUGUCCUCUAUUAAGUGUACUUUUUGGUGACUAUUUAUGUGACAAAAUAAACUUAUUGGUUGUCUUACAAGUUCCCAAAUUAUUAUUAUCUUCAUUAUGACAAUUAUAGCAAAGA